ACUUCCCGGAGCCACGUCGCGCUUCACUCGCCAUUUUCACCGUUCCAGAGAAGCCGGGUUCGGUCUGCUUAGCUCUCCUGUGCCGGUGUCACACUUCAGUACCGCGGGUCUGAUUAAGAACCGAAGCCGGACCAAGAGCGGAUUUUUUACGGACGUGGUGAAGGCCCAUAAGAGGAGAGAAGAUGAACAUCUUUAGGCUCACUGGUGACCUGUCCCACUUGGCAGCCAUCAUCAUUCUGCUGAUGAAGAUCUGGAAAACCAGGUCCUGUGCCGGUAUUUCUGGGAAGAGUCAAGUUUUGUUUGCUCUGGUCUUCACCACUCGGUAUCUGGACCUGCUCACGUCCUUCAUCUCUCUGUACAACACCACCAUGAAGGUCAUCUACAUCGGCUGUGCAUACGCCACCGUCUACCUGAUUUAUGUCAAAUUCAAGGCCACCUACGAUGGAAACCAUGACACCUUCAGAGUGGAGUUUCUGGUGGUUCCUGUCGGGGGUCUGGCCUUCCUGGUCAACCAUGACUUCUCUCCACUGGAGAUCCUCUGGACCUUCUCCAUCUACCUGGAGUCUGUGGCCAUCUUACCUCAGCUCUUCAUGAUCAGUAAGACAGGAGAAGCGGAGACCAUCACCACUCACUAUCUGUUCUUCCUGGGCCUGUACCGAGCUCUGUACCUCAUCAACUGGAUCUGGAGGUUCUACUUUGAGAGCUUCUUCGACAUGAUCGCCAUUGUGGCUGGAGUGGUGCAGACCAUCCUCUACUGUGACUUCUUCUACCUGUAUGUCACAAAAGUUCUGAAAGGAAAGAAGUUGAGUCUUCCUGCCUAAGCAACCGUGGAGGACGAGAAACGUUCUGGCCAAUCAGACGCAGGGCGAGAAAAUUGGAGGGGAGGCGGAGUCUGAGUGGACACAAAAGACACCCUGGCUGCGCCUAGCACCAACUGACCACCACCUCCUCGUCCCCUCCCACUCCUCCUCUCCUCCAGAGUAAGAUGCCUGAGACAGAGAGCGACCGCAGCAUCUGGACUCCACUGCCUCUGGAUUUCUGUUUGAUGCAUCUUACUUUAACUGUUGUUUUUUUUUUAUUUCUCUGAAUGAAAGAAGGAAAAAGAAAAUUUUCUACUUUAACAAAAGGAUUAGUUGAGUGUGAGCUGAAGGUACAGACGACCUGUGACCUGAUGGGGACGUUACUCACUUUGUACCAAUAUUGGAAAAGAGAAGUCAAAUCUGUUUGUUUGUUUGUUUGAAUUCUCACAAAGUUAAAAUUCAGUCUCUUUUCCAAAGCCCUCAUUUCAACGGGAAGUAGAAAAGGAAACAAUGUGAAUGUUAAUGAACGGCUUGGUGAUGAGACGAUUGUCCUCAGUUACCAAGGUGACAGUACAACAAUGAAGCAUCAUCACUGUAAAUAACUGUUGUUCAUGUAUAAUCACCACACCCCCGCCCUGUCACUCCACUUCAGCAGUUCAUCUGAAAACAUCAGGAGAUGUCAUGUGACCUCACACAUGGAUUCUUUCUUUUCCCUCACACUUUCAGAUGUAUUUAUUUUUUAUCUUCCUGGUUUCCAAUAAACAAAGAAUAAUUGAAGAA
Molecule: messenger RNA, 1580 nt
Organism: Cynoglossus semilaevis (tongue sole)
Lineage: Eukaryota; Metazoa; Chordata; Actinopteri; Pleuronectiformes; Cynoglossidae
Gene: kdelr2b
Product: KDEL endoplasmic reticulum protein retention receptor 2b
Exons: 5
Coding region: 183-821 (212 amino acids)
Biological process (GO): protein retention in ER lumen
Cellular component (GO): membrane
Molecular function (GO): ER lumen protein retrieval receptor activity
Source: RefSeq, a predicted model, not a curated record